GUGUGUCUGAGGGGUCGGUAUAGGGACGGGAUAUACCUGACUUGACUGUCUUGCACUUUUUUCUACGCUGCUUCGUCUUGCCUUUUUUUACCCUUGCGCCUUGUUGUAGGGUGAAGGAGGGAGGAGAAGAAGAAAAGGAAGAGGAAGAGGAAGAGGAAGAGGAAGAGGAAGAAGAAGGGAGGAUAUAGAUACGUAUACUGAAAUAUCGCCCAACGACUCGACAAGAAACCGGAACAAAAGAAGAAGAAGAAGAAGAAAAAGAAGGAAUUUACCACAUCACUCCAUUUCGUCCUCUGGACCACCACCACCACCAUGGACAUCGAAGCAAACACCCCCACCCCGACCCCCUCCAAGCCCACAGCGCCAACAACAAAACCCUCCACCUCCACCACCUCCCUCCAACCCACUUCCUCCUCCCCAGCCCUCGAAACCGGCAUCAUCACACCCCUCCUCACGCGAAAAUUCGAUCUCAAAUCCAUGCUAGCCCUCUCCUUCUCCGUCCUCGGAACCUGGGGAACUCUCGCCGUAGGCCUCUCCUCAGGUCUAAGCAACGGCGGACCAAUUUCGAUUCUGUGGGGGUUCGUAUUAGUUUUUCUCUGCAAUGUGUGUAUUGCGUUGUCGUUGGGGGAAAUGUGUAGUGCGAUGCCGACGGCGUUGGGACAGGCUUAUUAUGUGCAUCGGUUGUUGGAGAGUGGGGAUGGUAGUGGGGGAGGUGGGGGAAGAGGAGGGGGAAGGUUUGCGAGUUAUAUGUGUGCGUGGAUUAAUACAUUUGGAUGGUGGACGUUGACGGCGAGUCAAGUGGCGUUUAUGACAGAAUUUAUGUUGGGGAUUAAAGUCAUGUUUAGCGCAGAAUGGACCGGAGCGGGAAAAGGGUGGGUACAAUUUGUGUUGUAUUUGGGCAUUACAGGGUUGUUUACCGUGGUGAAUAUUAUUUCGUGUCGGAGAGAUGAGAUAUUGCCGAUUUUUAACGAUAUUGUGGGAGCGUGGUUUUUGGCUUUGUUCGUGAUUAUUUCGUUGGCGUUGUUGAUUUCCGUGGGCACGAGAGACGGGAUGCAAUUUCAAGAGGCUUCGUUUGUGUUUGGACAGUGGUUGAAUGAGACGGGUUGGGGGGAUGGUGUGGUGUGGUUUACGGGACUGUUGCAAGGUGCAUACGGCUUGACUGCGUUCGACGCCGUGAUUCAUCUGGUCGAGGAGAUUCCGCAACCACGCAAGAACGCGCCCAAGGUGAUUUGGCUCGCCGUCUUAAUCGGAGCUGCUACGGGAUGGGUCUUUAUGGUGGUCUGCCUCUUCAGCAUUCAAGAUCUGGCUACCGUGAUCGAUGGACCGACCGGCCUUCCCUUUACCGACCUCAUCCAACAAACCGUCGGACUACAAGGUGGAUGUGUCCUCCUCGUGCUCUUCGUCGUCAACGGUCUCGGGCAAGGCGUCAGUAUCGCCACCACAGGCAGCAGAUUAACAUAUGGCUUCGCCCGAGACGCCGGAAUUCCCUUUAGUGCAUACUUCUCUCACGUGGACCACUACUGGAAAGUCCCAGCGAGAUCCCUCUGGCUCCAAGGUCUUCUAGUCGGCUUGAUCGGCAUCCUCUACUUAUUCGCCAGUACCGUGCUCGAAGCCAUUCUGAGCGUCGCCACCAUCGCUCUAACAAUUUCCUACGGCAUGCCCAUCCUCGCGCUCCUCUUAGCAGGCCGUGAAAAGCUUCCACCGGGAGGCACAUUUCAUCUGGGCAAAUGGGGACCGUUCAUCAAUUGGGUGUCAGUGAUAUACUGCAGCAUCACCACUGUCUUCUUCUUCUUCCCCUCCGAACCAAAUCCUCCCGCGGCGGAUAUGAAUUAUGCUAUUGCAGUGUUUGGCAUCAUGUUGGUUAUCGCUCUCGGCUUUUGGUUCAUAGCUGGACGAAAGACCUAUCUGAUGACGGACGAUGCAGCCAUGCGGAUUGAAAUGGCGAGACGGCUAGAAGGGGAGGAGGACUUGUCCGAUGCUGUAGUCAUUACGACUUCCAAGACUAGUUGAAAUUCCAUCAAUAAAUUCA
Sphaerulina musiva SO2202 is the source of this 2029-nucleotide messenger RNA. RefSeq names its product amino acid permease family protein. NCBI's taxonomy places the organism in Eukaryota, Fungi, Ascomycota, Dothideomycetes, Mycosphaerellales, Mycosphaerellaceae. The transcript has a single exon. The coding region runs from base 313 to 2010 and encodes 565 amino acids. Gene Ontology annotation, molecular function: transmembrane transporter activity. The record is from RefSeq and is a predicted model, not a curated record. Gene Ontology annotation, cellular component: membrane. Gene Ontology annotation, biological process: transmembrane transport.